AAAGUAGCCCAGACUGAUACCAUGUCUUUGUCUGUGUGUCCUGUCCUUCAGGAGUUGAUUCCACUCAUCUUGUGUACUGCCUGCCUUCACCCAGAACCUAAAGAGAGAGACCAGCUCCUUCACAUACUGUUUAACCUGAUCAAGAGGCCAGACGAUGAGCAGAGGGUGCAGAUGAUCUUGACAGGGUGUGUUGCGUUUGCGAGGCACGUCGGUCCAACAGUGGUUGAGGCUGAACUGCUUCCUCAGUGCUGGGAACAGAUUAACCACAAAUAUCCAGAGAGAAGACUGUUGGUGGCGGAGUCCUGUGGAGCAUUAGCACCUUACCUACCUAAGGAGAUCCGUAGCUCGUUGGUGCUGUCCAUGUUGCAGCAGAUGCUCGCUGAGGAUAAAGCCGACAUGGUCAGGGAGGCUGUGGUCAAGAGUCUGGGUAUUAAUGGGUACAUGGAUGACCCAGACAAAUACCUCCAGGGUUUUGAGCUGAUGCUGUUGUCACUGGGGGACCCGUCGGAGCGGGUGGUCAGCGCAGUCCACCAAGUCUUUAUCCCUGCCUUUGCUGCCUGGACCACCGAGUUGGGCAACCUGCACAUUUCACUCAUCCCUUCUUUGCUGGCACGUAUAGAAAAUUGCUCACUGUAACAUGGCGAACACAGUCUGGAUGAGCACAAAUUGCACAUCUUCCUGUCGGCCUUACAGUCGCUGAUCCCACCUCUGUUUGCUGUAGUCCUGCUGAAUGCACCAUUCACCAGCCGAGCCAAACUCCACGGAGACACGCCUGCAAUAGAAGUCACCCGGUUCCCCCGACCAGCCUCUCCCCUCCAGGACGUAGCAACAAUCAUCGGCAGCAGGCAGAUGGUGAGCGCCCUGCUGCUGCUCUACGAGCACCAGUUGGAGCACGAAGGAACCACGGGCUGGGACAGCCUCCUCUGGGUGGUCAAUCAGCUCCUUCCUCAGCUUAUAGAAAUUGUGGGUCGCAUCAACGUGACCUCAUCCACUUGUGUCCAUGAGUUCUCUCGCUUCUUCUGGAGGUUCUGCAGAACCUUCGGCAAGAUCUUCACCAACACUAAGGUUAAACCACAGUUCCAAGAGAUCCUCCGACUUUCUGAGGAGAACGUGGACGCUACAACAGGAAACGGCAUUCUCACCAAAGCCACUGUCCCCAUCUAUGCCACAGGCGUGCUGACGUGUUAUAACCAGGAGGAGGAUCGGAAAUUGUUGGUGGGUUUCCUCGAGGAUGUAAUGACAACGUUGUCACUGUCCCAUGCACCUCUGGACAGCCUAAAGGCCUCCUUUGUGGAACUGGGUGCCAACCCGGUGUACCAUGAACUCUUGCUGACAGUUCUGUGGUACGGGGUCGUCCAUACCUCAGCAUUGGUCCGGUGUACUGCAGCGAGAAUGUUUGAGCUGCUGGUGAAGGGGGUGAAUGAGACGCUGGUAGCUCAGAGAGUGGUGCCGGCUCUCAUCACACUGUCCUCCGACCCCGAAAUCUCCGUGAGGAUAUCCACUAUUCCGGCCUUCGGUACCAUCAUGGAGACUGUCACGCAAAAAGAGCUGCAGGAGCGUGUAAAAAUGCAGUUGGCAUCGUUCCUGGAAGACCCUCAGUACCAGGAUCAGCACUCUUUGCAUAUGGAGAUCAUCAGGACGUUCGGGAGGGUCGGACCCAACGCAGAGCCGCGCUUCAGAGACGAGUUUGUGCUGCCACACCUUCAUAAGCUAGCACUGGCUAACAACAGCCAGGCAGUGGACAACAAGAGGAUUGACAUUGCCACCCAGCUGUUCGAGGCCUACAGCGCCCUCUCCUGCUGCUUUAUCUCUGAGGAGGUGAUGGUGAACCACUUCCUGCCCGGCCUCAGGUGCCUCCGUGCUGACAUGGAGCAGCUUUCUCCUGAGCAUGAGGUGAUUCUGAGCUCGAUGAUCAAAGAGUGUGAGAUAAAAGUGGAAAACAGAGGAAUUGCCGAUGCUCAAGGGUCCAUGUCCAUUGCAUCCAGUUUGGUGGGUGAAGAUGCCAAGACCAAGUUUUUGAGUAAGAUGGGUCAGCUAACCACCUCCGGCGCCAUGCUCGCCAACGUCUUCCAGAGGAAGAAGUGAUUGCAACAUUCACCGUAGCAACGACACUCUGUUUCGGAACAUUUCAUUUGGGAGAAAACUAUAAGGUUUGGUGACUAUAAGUAACGAAGGUCCACUGAACACGGUUUUAUCUCCAAAAAUAUCCACUGUGGCUGGCCUUGGAAAACGUUUUUCCGUCUGCUCGUUUUCUCUGUAAUCGUCAUUUAUGACAAAAGCCUCAUCGAGGCGUCGGGAUCCAUUUCUUUAGCGUUGUCAUUUCAGAAAGCUCUGAGGAAGAACAGAAACUGACCAGUAUUUAGUUUCACUGAAAGUCAUGGAGGUUUUUUUUUUUUUCUGGAGAUUUCUGAAAGUAUUGCAGAAUAAUGUUUUCCGUGCAGUAUUUGUUAUUCCAGAAGAUUUUCAUCAUCAGACAAACAGAGCGCGACUUGUCAUUUACAAAUUCAUGUUGACGUUGUUUGGGAGUCCACCACUGCAUUUAUAUAGAUUUGCGCUCUGUGUGUUGAGAACACCUCUGUUGAGCGAGCUCCUACAACUCGGAAAGUAUCGCCUACUUGAAGUUCCAAGAAAUUUUUUUCCCCUUUAUUUUCCCCCUGGUUUUUUGUUUCUUUGAUAGCUUCUAUUUUAUAAUUUAUUUAUGUCUUAAAGAAGAAAAGCGCAUACUUUAUUUCAAUUUCCAAAGAAAUUUGCACUUGUUACUAUUUUGUUAUAUAUAUAUAUAUUUGUUUUAAUUUUUGACUGUUCUACAUAACAAACAUUAUCGCUACCGUUAAUGGACUUUUUCUUUAUCCGUUGUGGAAAUGUGAAACUGAUCAGAACUGUCGUCUCUGUGUUGCCGUGUCUCAUGUUUUUCUAACGUGGCUGUUUGGAUUUGUUUUAUUUUUGGUUUUGCUCCAACAGAAAUCGUAAAUAACUGUAUUAUACACUGAACUAAAGCUGAAGGUACUGGUCUAUAUUUGGAAUUGGUGUCAUGAUGUAAUAAAAGAUUGAAAUCGA
Molecule: messenger RNA, 3057 nt
Organism: Thalassophryne amazonica
Lineage: Eukaryota; Metazoa; Chordata; Actinopteri; Batrachoidiformes; Batrachoididae
Product: RAB11-binding protein RELCH homolog
Biological process (GO): intracellular cholesterol transport
Cellular component (GO): recycling endosome; trans-Golgi network
Source: RefSeq, a predicted model, not a curated record